AUGAAUUAAUUUAAUAAGGAAGAGUAUUUAUUUUUAGCUAAGAUUGCUUAAUAGACAGAAAGAUUUAAUGAUAUGAUUGAAUUUGUUAAAUAAAUCGAUGAAUUAGAGCUUACGAAAGAGGAACGUAAUACUCUUCAAUCUGCCUAUAAUAAUGUGAUUGGCAUUAAAAGAGCUGAGUUAAGGGUACUUUAGGAAAUCGAAGAAAGAGAAUCAAAUAGAUAGAAUGAUGGAUAAGUCUUACUAUAUAUUAAGAAUUAUUUAAUUAAAAUAGAAAAAGAGUUGCAGUAGAAAUGCCAGGAGAUAAUUAUAUUGGUCAGAGAUAAAUUAUUAUAAAAUGCAAAAUAGACUGAAAGCAAAGUGUUCUAUUUAAAAAUGAUUGGCGAUUAUAAUAGGUAUUUGGCAGAAUUCCAUUUGGAGAAUGAUUAACACAAUUCAAUUGAUCAAGCAAAAGAAGCUUAUAAAGAAGCUGUUCUUAUGGCAUAAACAAAAUUGUCUCCAACAUUGCCUUUGUAUUUGAGGUUAAUGCUAAAUACUUCUGUAUUCAUUUGUGAUAUUCUAUCCGAUGUCGAGGGAGCCAGAGAAUUAGCAAAAGAGUCUUAUGAAAAAGGGAUAUUAUUUUUGGACCAUGUCAAAGAGGAGAAUAUCAAAGAUUACUAAUGUUUGUUAUAAUUGCUUAGAAACUAAUUUAGAAAUGAAUAUAUUAAAUUAAUAAUGAAUAAAUUUAGCAGAGAAGAAUUUUUAUUCUUAGCUAAAAUUGCCUAACAAACAGAACGCUUUAAUGAUAUGAUUGAAUUCAUUAAGCAUUUCUUGGAUCAAGAAUUAAACAAAGAUGAAAGAAGCAUAUUAUCUGCAGCCUAUAAAAAUGUGGUGGGUAAUAAAAGAGCAGAAUUGAGAGUUCUCACUGCCAUUGAACAAAAGGAGUCAAGGAAAUAAACUGAUCAAUACACAUUAAAUUAUAUAAGAAAUUACAAACAUAAAAUAGAAGGAGAACUUAAGAAUUCAUGUGCAGAAAUACUCAAUUUAAUCGAUAGCACUCUUUAUCCAAAUGCAAAAUAAGUAGAUAGCAAAGUCUUUUAUUUAAAGAUGAAGGGAGAUUAUAAUAGAUAUUUGGCAGAAUUCUUAUUAGAUAAUGAGUAUCAUGCUGCUGUUGAAUAAGCGACACAGGCUUACAAAGAAGCUGAUGUCCUGGCCAAGUCAAAUUUAUCAACUACAUCUCCUAUUAGACUGGGUUUACAUCUUAAUUAAUCAGUAUUUUAUUAUGAAAUCCUAUAAAAUGCAACUGAAGCUAUAAGAAUAGCCAAUGAUGCAUUUGAAUAAGCUAUUGCUUAAGUAGAUACAGUCAAUGAAGAGAAUUAUAAAGAUUGCACUCUCAUUAUGUAAUUAUUAAGAGACAAUUUGACUUUAUGGAAUAAUCCUGAAGAAGAAGCUAACGACGAUUAAUGAAUUAUUAUAAAUCUAUUACAUUUAAAUCAAUUG
Molecule: messenger RNA, 1476 nt
Organism: Paramecium tetraurelia
Lineage: Eukaryota; Ciliophora; Oligohymenophorea; Peniculida; Parameciidae
Exons: 6
Biological process (GO): signal transduction
Cellular component (GO): cytoplasm
Source: RefSeq, a predicted model, not a curated record